GGCUUUCCGGCACACCCACAAACAGCCCAGCCGCAGGAGUCGGUCUGCAUUCCUGCCACCGACUACUGCUGGGUGCUGCCCCCAGCCCCACACUUGGAAGAGCUGGAAAGCGGGGCCCGCAGGUGCCGGACUCCAGCCAUGCUGGCGCUGCUGUGUGCCUCCUGGUUCCUGGUGGCCUGUGCCUCGGACGCCAGUUUGAGCACGGAGGAGCAGAUCCGCGACAUGCACGCCAAAGUGACGGAGAUCUGGCAGGAGGUGACAGGGGGGCGGGCGCCGGACGGUGGCCAGGACCCCGCACUCCACGCCAUCUGCCGGGUGCGGCCAUCGGCCUCACUGGGCGCGGAGCAGCCGCAGGUCACAGGCUUGGUGCUCUUCCGGCAGCCUGCGCCCCGCGCCCAGCUCGAGGCCUUCUUCAGUCUGGAGGGCUUCCCGCCCGAGCCCAAUGGCACCAAACGCGCCAUCCACGUGCACCAGUUCGGGGACCUGAGCCAGGGCUGUGGGUCCACCGGGCCGCACUACAACCCGCUGGGUGUGCAGCACCCUCAGCAUCCGGGCGACUUUGGCAACUUCGCCGUGCGGGACGGCAGCCUCUGGAAGUACCGCUCCGGCCUCGUCGCCUCGCUCAGCGGCCCGCACUCGAUCGUGGGCCGAGCGGUGGUGGUGCACGAGGGCGAGGACGAUCUGGGCCGCGGCGGCAACCCGGCCAGCCUGGAGAACGGCAACGCGGGCCGCCGGCUGGCCUGCUGCGUGGUGGGUCUGUGCGGGCCUGGGCCCUGGUCGCUCCUGGCGCAGGAGCGCAGGAAGCGGCGGCGGGACAGUGAGUGCAAGACAGCCUGAUCGCGGUGGAGAGCUCCCGCGCGCCCCAGAGCCCCUCUACGCCCUGACACCCCUUCUGGAGCCCCGAGAUCCCCUCCGUGUGCCCCAAGACCCUGCCCCCACCUUGAUUUUCUCCCUCUGCUCCCAGAGACACCCUCUACCCUGCGGUCCCACUACCACCAUGGCUGAGGUGUCCCCAGAAGUCCCCCUGAGUUCUCCAACCAGGUAUGCUGAACCACCUGCCUGCAUCCAGAGGGCAGCCCAACCCCCUCCCCCAGCUCUGAGAACCCCCAGAGGUACACCCCUCCAUCGAACACAUACCCCACCUUCCUUGAAGAUCUCCUAGACUCUUGAGGCUCCUUUCUACCUUGACACCCCGACCCUCACCCCAUGAGCCCUGAGACACCUCUCUGCCCUAAGGACUCACCCAACCCCCACCCCUUACAUUCCUCCUAUGCUCUCUGAGACCCUGCCUGAGGUUGCCCAGGAUCCGGGCCUCCCCACCCACCACCACCAUGUGGCCCUGCCAGCACAUGCCGUCUUCAGCUGCUCUUGGCACCCUGCCACCCUGCGGAGAGCAGAUAGAUACCCUUUGGGGCUGUUUGCCAAUCUUCACGUUGCACAUUAAAAACAGCAGCUCUGUAUUGCA
Artibeus jamaicensis (Jamaican fruit-eating bat) is the source of this 1465-nucleotide messenger RNA. It is a transcript of the gene SOD3, whose product is annotated as superoxide dismutase 3. The coding region runs from base 139 to 837 and encodes 232 amino acids. Gene Ontology annotation, biological process: removal of superoxide radicals. NCBI's taxonomy places the organism in Eukaryota, Metazoa, Chordata, Mammalia, Chiroptera, Phyllostomidae. The transcript has 2 exons. Gene Ontology annotation, molecular function: copper ion binding; superoxide dismutase activity. The record is from RefSeq and is a predicted model, not a curated record.